AUGCCCCCUGCCAGGGGAGCCGCGCUGGCCCCGAUGAAGGGGGCCGCCAGGCGCCGUCCCGAGCCUGUGGCGCCCGACGAGGCGCACGUGCCUGGCGGCCCCGCGAAACGCCAGCGGUACACCGUCUGCUUGGCUUGCAGGGCGAGUGGCAAGGACACCCGAGGGGACGCUGACCUGGAGAUGGUGGCGCAGCAGCAGGAGAAGCACAGCGGCGUCUACUUCUGCGUGAGCUGCCGUGACUGGUUCUCCGAGCAUCUUCCGAACAUGUCGCUUGAGGACGUGGCGCGGGACAUGCAGAAUGACGAGGGCAAGGCGAAGGAGAUCACGGAGGCGAUCGCAUGUCAAGGCGAUGAGGCCGAUGAUGACGACGGCGACGGCUCCGAGCCGACCUUGUCCGCGUACGUGCACGAUGAGAUCGGGACGUGGAUCCAAGACGAGUUCGACCUCCUGACUUACACCGACGUGGUGAGCGCCACUGGCAAGACCCCCCAACAGAACAAGCUGAAGCCCGUGAAGCGGAAGGCACCUAACGGCAAGGAGGAGACCCGCUACCCUUUCGCUACGCGUAAGUAUCCUCGGCUCUUGGUGUUCACCAAGCAAGCCUCAGCCGUCGACGCCACCGUCGGGAAGUGCAGCCAGAAGUUCGACAGCCAGGGCCAGAUGAUAUUGGAAGCCAUGCGGAAAGCAGAUGCAGCCCAAAGUGGAGUCGGCAGUUGGUGCAGGUUACAGCACGUUGGCGACGCCCCUGAGCCACCUGGCUUCGGGGCGCCUCUGCAACGGAGCGGGUCGAACGUCAUCGCCCGCCCUGGCGGUCGGCCGCUUGGACAGGGCAACGUCUUGACUCAGUCCGCCUUUGGCAAGCCGAGCGAUGAGACUGCGAUCGUGCCGUUCGGCGGGGCUGCUUCCAUCCAGGAGACCAGCGAUUCGCAGAACUCUGGCAAUGUCACGUGCGGCACAGGCGCGGAGGAUUUCGUCAGCGUCGUUGAGACGGAGGGUGUUAUUGUAGCGGUGGACGAGGAGGCUACUUUGGAGUCGAUGUUUUGGCCAACGCCUCAAAGGACGAAGAAGAUCGAGCACAUCCAGGUCGUUGUAUCUGCACCGAGCACCGUUGCUCACUGGGUGGAGCGCAGUCCGCUGGAGGAGGUCCAGCUUGGGGACGGCAAGCAGAGGGAGAAGAAUCAGCUGGAUCUUCUCAAGCGCAAGGUGGCCGCUGGCGAAGUGAGUACGAUCGAUAACCACACGAGGCUCAUCGACCUUGCCAAGGACACGUGGACCACCCACUUGGUCAAGACAGACAGGGCGCGCAGGCUCACGAUCGCGAAGGAGAUCCUCAAAGCUGGGUAUACGCUCACGCCUGCCUGCCAGCUGAACUUCUUGCACGCGGAGCUGAGCGCGUUCUGGCCUGAGCUGGUCGACUCCGUUGGGGCGGGCACGAAGCGGUGCGUCGACAAGGUCGUUGCCGCUUGUCGGUUGUGGCGUGGGGCAAAAGAGCAGUUCCAAUAUGACAAGCCUAUCUUGGGGGCCGUUGCGAUGUGUGAUUCGCAACGCAACGAAUAUUUCCUGAAUCAUGUGAUGGACAAGUUCAUUGGCCUGUUCAAUGCGGACCAGACGAAAGCGCCCGUCGUGAUCGAGCUUUGCAGGGCAGUCAUCACCGACUGGGAGCUUCCCGAGGAGGAUGCGGUCAUCGAGAAGCACUGUUGCGACACGCUCGUCGCCAUCAAGAAAGUCGCGGGGGUCGUCCUGUACCUUGAUGACAUGGGCGCUGCCUCUGCUGACCGCGACCUGGACGUCUACGACGACAUCCUCGAGAUGGACUCCCAGAAGGCCGUGACCAAGAACCCCACUCUGUUCACGAACGCGGCGGGUGCGCUGGCAAAGUCCUUGUACUGGGGCGGGAAGUUCGAGAUCGGCACGAAGAGCGCGCAGACGCUGAAGAAGCACGUCCCGCAGAUGAUGGACCGCAUCAAAGAGCUGAACUCCACGUGCCGUUCCGAUAUCACCGAGCCCGACCUCGCGAAGCUGUUCAAGUUCGUCGAGAUGGUCCCUCAGAUCGAAGUGGAUGUGGAUGGCACUGGGGUUGCGAGGAAAUACGAAGGUCACGUGGUCAGCAAGGUCACUGAUGUUGCCAAGCGUCUCAUGGAGAAGGCGGCCGACCCGACGGAAAAUAGGGAUUGCCUGAGCACGCUUUUCACGGCCUUCGCGGAGAUCCUCAACGCGUGUUCGGCGGCGUGCUGCCAAUCUGAGUCGAUCAGGAUCAUCACCGCGGAGUUCACGAGCGCCCGCUCUUCUUUCACUGCUGGCGUGAAGUUCAAUGCCCUCGAGAACGCCAUGGAUGCGUUCAUUGGGGCUCCGUGCGAAGGCCACGGGGUACAACUUGCUUCAUGUGUUGAGGAGCUGCGAGGCAAUGAGCUGCCAGAGCCGAUCGCUUUCAAGCUGGACACCUGCGCCCAGACGCUCAUGGACUCGGGCUUGCUGCUGGACAAGGAGGUAAUCUACGCCAAGUGGAUGGUCAUCCUGAAGGGCGUGGGCAUGGUCAAGAAGACCUCGGCGUUAGCUGGCAAGUGGAGUCCGAUCAUCUCUUUGAUUGGUUCUUGGAAGGCGGCUUCCGAUUCGGUCAGGGCUCUGCUUGCCUUGGGCUCGGCGCCUGAGUUCCGCCAGCAGCACAAGCUCUUCGACGAGCAGCUGAAGAAAGUCCAGGCGGCCAACCACCACUUCACGAUGAUGUGCAGGAAGGCGAGCGUGGUUGCCCUCAUCAGCGAGGACGUCAAGCAGACGCUCAACACGUACGGCGCGGACUUCCAGACCAACCUGGAUUUGCACGCGGCGGUGCAGGUCGACAAGCUCGGCAAGCUGUCCUCGGAGUCGAUUGCGGCUGUGCAGAGGCUCGCGUGCGACAGCGACCUUCAGGCCAUCGUGGCCGCGUGCGCCGACGCGCAGCAUGCCCAGGACGUGCUGACUGCCCACUCGGAGUACCUCAGCACCUUCGACUUGGGUUCGGUGGCGACCGCCAUCCGUCGGAUGGCUAAGGAGCACUCCACUUACGAGGAGGCGUCCGCUGCGGUGGGCAAAAAAGUAGAGGCGUUGAAGGACGUCAAUUUCCCUGAGGUCCUGUCAGGUUUUUUGGCAAGUUUCGUGACUGCUGCGAUUCUGCAUGCAGUCUUGAAUCACGUGGAGAAGUUUUCUCGCCGUGAGGCGAUGUUGAAAGUACAGGGGGUCAUCCGUGAGUUCCAGAUGACCCCCAGCGUGUUGCCUCCAUGUGUGCUCACGGCGUACAAAGCCGCCUUGAAGCUUUGA
Prorocentrum cordatum is the source of this 3294-nucleotide messenger RNA. NCBI's taxonomy places the organism in Eukaryota, Dinophyceae, Prorocentrales, Prorocentraceae. The record is from the annotation of a GenBank genome assembly.